GAGAAAUCAGACAACUAAAGGAGAUUAGCUUCUUUCCUUUCUCUUUUCCCCUUCACCUUUAUUUUCUUGCUGCUUCUGCUAAGCAUCUUUUUUUCUCACUUUUUAGCUCCUCUAUCAUUCUUGUUCAUUCUUUACCUUCCUCUUGGUUAAAAAAAAAAGUAUUUUCCCUUAGGUUCUCUUGCUUUAAUUUGAUACUUUGAUUCCAUACUUCCCUCUUAUUUCUUUCCAUUUCUUCAGCUGAAACCUGUUAGUAAAAUCUUUGAUUCUUGUUGAGCUUUGUCUCUCUGGCAUUGAUCAUUUGAUCACAAAGUCUAAUUCCUUUUCUUAUUGGGAUUUUCUCUUUUCCCUAGGAAUUGUUCUUGGACCUUAAAUACCUUUGCUGAAAUUCUUUGUUGAUCCCUUCUUGGUUCUGCUGUUCUAAGCUUAAAAAUCCCACUUUCUUGUUUUUCAUUUCCAAGAUUGUGACUUUCUUACUUCUUCAAUUGUUGGGUGUCUGAGAAUUCCUUUUUUUUAUUCAUUUGUUUGGUUAUUUGUAGUUUGUAUUCUAUUUGUUUGAGCUCAAAAAUCUUUAAAAUUUGCUCUUGUUUCUUUUUCUCCUUGUAAUGGUCUUAUUUUCUGUAUUUCCCUGUUAGUUCUUGGUAUAAAGUUGUUAACUUUACUUCUUCUGUUUUUUCCUUUUGAUUAAUUGAAUUCUGUUGAUCCUAUCUAAAUUGUGUUCUUGAUUCCAUGGGACUUUGUCAUGGAAAACCCAUUGAACCCCCACAAAACUUGUCUGAAAAUCCCAUAAUUCCCAUUGAUAAUGAGGCUGAAUUGAGUUCCCACACAGGAAAAACACCAAAGUUUCCUUUUUACAGUCCAAGUCCUUUGCCUAGUGGAUUCAAGAAUUCCCCAGCUUCCAAUUCUAGUGUAACUUCAACCCCUUUGAGAUUUCUCAAACGCCCAUUUCCACCACCAUCACCAGCUAAGCAUAUUAGGGCAUUGCUUGCUAGGAGACAUGGCUCAAUUAAGCCUAAUGAAGCUACAAUUCCUGAGGGGAGUGAGUGUGAUAUUGGUUUGGAUAAGAAUUUUGGAUACUCAAAGAAUUUCUUAAGCCACUAUGAGCUUGGAGAAGAAGUGGGAAGGGGCCAUUUUGGUUAUACUUCUGCAGCUAAGGGGAAAAAAGGGAGUUUGAAAGGGCAUGAUGUGGCUGUUAAAGUUAUUCCAAAAUCAAAGAUGACCACAGCAAUUGCAAUUGAGGACGUAAGGAGAGAAGUCAAAAUAUUGCGUGCUUUAACAGGAAAUAGGAAUCUGGUUCAAUUCUAUGAUGCCUAUGAGGACGAGGAAAAUGUUUAUAUAGUCAUGGAGUUAUGUAAAGGAGGAGAAUUACUGGACCGGAUACUUGCAAGGGGUGGGAAAUACUCAGAAGAAGAUGCCAAAGCUGUCAUGGUGCAGCUUCUAAGCGUGACAUCGUACUGUCAUCUUCAAGGGGUUGUUCACCGUGACUUAAAGCCUGAGAACUUCCUUUUUGUUUCUAAGGAUGAGAACUCUCCUUUAAAGGCCAUUGACUUUGGUCUUUCUGAUUACGUAAAACCAGAUGAAAGGCUUAAUGAUAUUGUUGGAAGUGCAUGCUAUGUUGCUCCUGAGGUUUUGCAUAGAUCUUAUGGAACAGAAGCGGACAUGUGGAGCAUUGGUGUAAUUGCCUAUAUUCUUCUAUGUGGAAGCAGGCCUUUCUGGGCGCGAACAGAGUCCGGUAUAUUUAGGGCCAUCCUGAAAACUGAUCCAAACUUUGAAGAAACCCCUUGGCCCUCUUUGUCUUCUGAUGCAGUAGACUUUGUAAAAAGAUUGCUGAAUAAGGAUUACCGCAAAAGGCUAACUGCAGCUCAGGCUCUCAGUCAUCCUUGGUUGGCUGGUUAUCAU
Messenger RNA from Nicotiana attenuata, 1896 nucleotides. RefSeq names its product CDPK-related kinase 7-like. The transcript has 7 exons. Gene Ontology annotation, molecular function: calcium/calmodulin-dependent protein kinase activity; calcium-dependent protein serine/threonine kinase activity; ATP binding. Gene Ontology annotation, biological process: protein autophosphorylation; peptidyl-serine phosphorylation; intracellular signal transduction. The annotation marks the transcript as partial. Gene Ontology annotation, cellular component: cytoplasm; nucleus. NCBI's taxonomy places the organism in Eukaryota, Viridiplantae, Streptophyta, Magnoliopsida, Solanales, Solanaceae. The record is from RefSeq and is a predicted model, not a curated record.